Molecule: messenger RNA, 879 nt
Organism: Actinia tenebrosa (Australian red waratah sea anemone)
Lineage: Eukaryota; Metazoa; Cnidaria; Anthozoa; Actiniaria; Actiniidae
Source: RefSeq, a predicted model, not a curated record
GCCUAUUCACAUAAUUCAUCUUUCCGUGGUCAAACAAAAAUGAUUUCGUUACAGUCUUGGGUCCUCAUCUGCCUCGUUGGUAUUGCAGCCAUGAAGAUUAAAGAUUCGGAUGCAUCUAUGCCUGCAAUCCUGCCGAAUCAAACCGUCACUAGUGGAAGUACAGUGGAAAUCAAGGCUACGGACGACGCCGGUACGAAGUAUCGUUGGUGUUCAUUUGGCAUUUGGCAUGCCGAUGACUUCAAUCCAAAUCCAAAGAUAUUAGGUGUAAUUAACUAUAGCGGUAAAUCGGAUGUAACACAUGGCCCUGGGUAUGAUAGCAGGGUUUCAUUCUUUGGAGAUUUAAACGUUGGCAAAGCGUGGUUCAGGAUAACUGAUGUGAAAGAAGAAGACAGUAACCGAUAUGAAAUGCGCUGUUAUAGUAACCAGGGGAAGUUUUAUUAUCCAGCGAUGGAACUGAAGGUCUUGUCCGAUGAAAAGUGGGAACCUCUGGGCUGCUACUGGGAUAGCAUUGAUCGCGCCUUGUCGUUUUAUCACGGACAAAUCAAAUUCGAUGAUUCACCAAGAGGUUUCAAAAGAAUGUUUGAAGAGUGCAAAAACAAAACAGAGAAAAAAGGGUUUGAAUACUUUGGAAUACAGCACAAGACAGAAUGCUGGGGAUCACCUAAUGGACAAGAAAUAACCUACAACCUGCACGGUUGUAAAAACAACUGCUGGCGUCACGAUGAUGGAUUUGGAGUUGGAUCUAGUUGGUCCAACUUUGUCUAUCGCUUUAAAAAAGAUUUCGUUGAAGAUAAAAGCUCCAUUCCAGCUCAAGAAGAAACUAAAGAGUAUGGGGGCGAAGAAAUAGAGGACGCAAAGAAGACGCGAUGUUCAAAAUAA